Messenger RNA from Hyposmocoma kahamanoa, 2019 nucleotides. It is a transcript of the gene rl, whose product is annotated as mitogen-activated protein kinase ERK-A. The record is from RefSeq and is a predicted model, not a curated record. The transcript has 8 exons. Gene Ontology annotation, cellular component: cytoplasm; nucleus. Gene Ontology annotation, biological process: protein phosphorylation; intracellular signal transduction. Bases 118 to 1212 code for a protein of 364 amino acids. Lineage: Eukaryota; Metazoa; Arthropoda; Insecta; Lepidoptera; Cosmopterigidae. Gene Ontology annotation, molecular function: MAP kinase activity; ATP binding.
UGUGUUUUUAUGAACCUGCUCGAGGACUGGAUGGUGGAGAGCGCGCUGUGAGGUUGUUGGAUGCUGGGUGGUAAACAACUGUUUGAUUGAGUCAAGUGGCUUGGUUUGAGCAUAGCGAUGGCUGAAGCAGCAGGUGCCGCGAGCGCCAACCCCAAUGCCGAAAUCGUGCGAGGCCAGGUGUUCGAGGUGGGCCCGCGUUACGCCAAUCUGCAGUACAUCGGCGAAGGAGCCUAUGGGAUGGUUGUGUCCGCUGUCGACAACAUAAAGAACACGAAAGUUGCAAUAAAAAAAAUUUCACCGUUUGAGCACCAGACAUAUUGCCAGAGGACGCUACGGGAAAUCAAAAUCCUUACUCGGUUUAAGCAUGAAAAUAUUAUUGACAUCAGGGAUAUAUUAAGAGCCGACACGAUUGACCAAAUGAAAGACGUAUACAUCGUACAGUGCUUAAUGGAAACGGACCUUUAUAAAUUGUUAAAAACGCAGAAAUUAAGUAACGAUCACAUCUGCUACUUCCUGUACCAAAUUCUGCGAGGGCUGAAGUACAUCCACUCGGCGAAUGUCCUACACAGGGAUCUAAAGCCGUCUAACUUACUACUUAACACUACUUGUGAUUUAAAGAUUUGUGACUUUGGUCUGGCUCGAGUGGCGGACCCAGAUCACGACCAUACAGGCUUCCUCACGGAGUAUGUGGCCACACGUUGGUACCGAGCGCCGGAGAUCAUGCUCAAUUCCAAGGGCUACACCAAAUCAAUAGACAUCUGGUCAGUGGGGUGCAUCCUAGCGGAGAUGCUGUCGAACCGGCCGAUAUUCCCAGGCAAGCAUUACUUGGACCAGCUCAACCAUAUCCUGGGUGUUCUCGGCUCGCCCAGCCAGGAGGAUCUUGACUGCAUCAUCAAUGAGAAGGCUCGCGGGUAUCUUGAGUCGUUGCCGUUCAAGCCACGCGUGCCGUGGACCGAGCUGUUCCCCGGCGCAGACGCACGCGCACUCGACCUGCUGCACCGCAUGUUGACCUUCAACCCACACAAGCGCAUCACCGUCGAGGAAGCGCUCGCGCAUCCCUACCUCGAGCAGUACUACGACCCCAACGAUGAGCCCGUUGCCGAGGAACCAUUCCGAUUCGCUAUGGAGCUGGAUGAUCUUCCCAAGGAGACGCUCAAGAAAUACAUUUUCGAAGAGACUUUACUCUUCAAGCAGCAGAACGAAGGCGCGUAAACGCCUGAAUAAACGACCCCCCGCCCCCGCUUGAUGUAUGUAAUAGCGUGAGAGGGGAAGCGCUCGCUAACUCCAUGUUUUUCCUUAUCUGUUACUUUUGAUGGCUUGUUACGAGCAAUUUCAACAUGGCUGAUGAACAAGAAUUUAACAGGAUAAUACCUACAGUUCCAAAAUAUCUCUGAAUGGCGUUUUGAAAUGUACCAUUUCAAGGAUUACGUAGAAGAUUAAUCUUUCUUUAAUUCCAUAGUACAUUUUACGAAGUAGUUACAAAAAGAAAAUAAACAAUACGGUACCGACAGUUACCCUUAUCUUAUCGACUACAUAUAUAUAACAUGAUAGUAACAAUUGUAAUGUUACUAUCAUGUUUCUAGAGAAUUGUGUCUAGAGAAAGUAUAAGGAAAAACACGGAGCUCGCGUGCCGAGGUCUGACAUGACAUGAUACAGAAGGGUCAUUCAGAAAUGACACAAUUUUAAUACACGGUUCAAUCCAAAGUUUAUACGAAAGGUAAAGAAUAUUGGUAUUAUUGUGUAAUUUUUCUUAUCUUAAGAGAGACGCUAAUUUAAUCAUUGUAAUGGAAUCGGUGUUUUGUUUUCCUCGCAGCUAUCACGGCUGAAGGUGAUUAAGGAUCGAUAGAAUCCCUUAGAGUCGGUGUACAAUGCAUAAUAGUGACUUGUAAGUGCUGCGAAAGGAAACGUUUAAAGUCGGACUACCAUCGAGUGUAUAACCAGAAAUAGAGGCGAAAUGUCAUUUCAUUUGUUUGAAAACUAUUCUGCCAAAUCAUUACUGUGACAACUGCGCUCCGAUUG